Cladocopium goreaui is the source of this 509-nucleotide messenger RNA. The record is from the annotation of a GenBank genome assembly. Lineage: Eukaryota; Dinophyceae; Suessiales; Symbiodiniaceae.
CCUUUUGCUUUAGGCUGAGGCUUCUUUUUGAGGCUCACUGGCCUUGAAGCCCAAUGACGAUUUUGCAUGAAUCGAUGUGGCAAACACCCAGAGAACUCUCUGGUGUCAAAUCGCGAAAGCGAGCAGUUUUUGAAAUUCCUUUGGGUUCAGUUGACGCAACUAGCAAUGCUGGUAUUCAUCGUGUUUCUGGUCUCAAGGUGACUCUGGAGAGUCGAAUUUGCGCCCUGGGCCCUGGUGGCCGCUUGGCCGUGGAGCUGCUCCUGGGGCGCCCCCUGAAGGGCAAGGUGCACCGCCACGAGGGGCUGCAGGUGGCGCAUUUGGGCUCUCACUUGGCUGGCAAUGAGGCCAACAUCGGAGAGCACUUGGCUGCUGUGAAUGCGGUCUUGGAGACAAGGCCACAGGUCGUGGUGUUGGAUAGCGAGGGAACAACCUCUUGGACAAGAGCGUUUGAGAUGCUGCUGGAGGCUGUGGAUAUUUGUGGGCAAGGAACAUGGAAUACUGACAUAUGA